Molecule: messenger RNA, 2869 nt
Organism: Aedes aegypti (yellow fever mosquito)
Lineage: Eukaryota; Metazoa; Arthropoda; Insecta; Diptera; Culicidae
Exons: 2
Coding region: 457-1515 (352 amino acids)
Molecular function (GO): nucleic acid binding
Source: RefSeq, a predicted model, not a curated record
AGGACACCCACCCACCCCCUAAAGCGUUAUAAAAUUUGUGAAUGGGCCCUUAUGUUUAAUUAUCAACAUAUUAUAAUUUGACAAGAAUAUUAAAAUGAAACAAUAAAAUCUGAAUAUGUGAAAAUAAAAUAUUAUUAUUAAGAUAUGAAACACCCACUAACAUUUUAACAUUGACAAAACAAAUUUGAAAUGCAUAUAAUAUUUAUCCGGCGAGCUUCAAUGGAUAUAUAUUAGCCUGGGACACGGUUAUUGUCGCUGCAGCACUACUCUGCAAUUCGCUGGAGAGUCCAGCGACGCGACAAUUUCUGGCGACGUCAAAAGAACUGUCAUUCUUAGUUUUGACAUUUCAGAAUUGAUGGACGUCAUUGAAUUGAAAAAGAAAAAAAUAUAACUGAACAACAAAAACAUUAACAAAACAUCGAUUGAUUUACAACAUCGUGUGGAAUUAAAGUCAAGAUGACAAACGUUGUACUCCAUGCAGUCCAGAAGAUCCUAGCGAAUACAAAUACCGUGUAUCAUGCGUUGUAUGGACACUAUUAUUUGGGUAUAUCCAAAAAGGAUCUUGCGAAAAUCUACGGUAAAAGCCAAUCUACCAUAUAUUCUUGGUUUCGUAAGUUUGAGAAAGAGGGUGUAUACCAGCGGAAGAAACGUGCUCAAGUUUACAAAAAGUUUCGAGUGGAAAUGAGGAUAUGGUUGGUUCAGUUAUACCAAAAGCAUCCAUUAUUAUUUUUGGAUGAAGCUAAAGAGAGAUUCCAGAAGCAAUUUAAAAUCAAUAUCAGCGUUUCAUCCAUUUGCUCCAUUUUACAUGAAGCCGGAUUUUCAUGGAAGACUGUUGAAAGGAGAGCGAUGCAAAUUAGGGAAGAAGAGAUUGUGAGAUUUAUGCGAGAACUUCUGGCAAUUCCCUGGGAUAUCUACAACUUAGUUUUCCUUGAUGAAGUCAGUUUCGACAAUCGGGACAUGUUACGCCGGAAGGGGUAUGGUGUUGUGGGGCAAAAAGUGAUCUACAGUGGUGAGUUUUGUCGCCGCCCACGUUUAUCAUUCUUGUGCUUUCUUGGAGUUGAAGGCAUUCUAGACAGCUUUUGGACUGAUGGAACAUUCAAUCGCAUUAAAUUUUUUGAAUGUUGUCGAGAGUUUGCACUACGAAAUCCAAAAGUUCGUCAGUACCCAGGAUGCUAUUCGGUUUGGAUACUAGAUGGCGCAAAAAUUCAUUGCGAUGCAAAUAUCAUUCGGUAUUUGCGAUCGAUCGGCAUUAUUCCCAUAUUCCUUCCGGCGUACUGUCCCUUCUUUAAUCCAAUUGAGAUCGUUUUUGGUUUUGUCAAAAAACAUUUGCAAAGAAGACACCAAGAAAACACUCCAAUAAUGGGUGAUGUCUGCGAUGCAAUGAGCUUUUUCAAACAAUAUUCCUGCCAAAAACUUUUUGCUCAUUGUGGUUACUUCCCUGGAGGACAUUUUUAUCCUGAGAAGGGACUGCAACAAAAUCCAAGCGAUUUAGGCUUAAGUGUGAUUCCUGAGUGACUUUAUCACAAUAUUUGCUGUUCUUUUUUCUUCAAAAUAAUGAAUAAAAUCGGAUUUGAGAUGAAAAUAUAAUCGGUUAUUUUAUUUCAUUCAAAUUACAUCGUUCUUUUCACUUUUGUUACAUGUGAUCAACAUCUGGACAGUCAGUUACACUGUCAGCCAGGACUUUACUUACCUCUGUCUCCUCAGGGCGAACUGCAGAUUGGACAGCAAUAAUAAUUUCAUUAGCUGCUUUUCCUUUCGCAAUCAUUCCUUCCAAUUUACGAGCAACAUUCGAAAGAAUGGAAACCGCCGAAGAAAUGCCUUGAAAAACUUCCUCAACAUCUUUCAUCCAUCCCCCAUUUACGGCAUGAGCCACUGAUGCCCCCCGAUGAACAGAUUGUAGUCGGGCUGCUUUCGAGACGCCAGUCCACCUGAAAUACUUCGCAAGAUUUCUUGGCGUAUUAUCGGUCCUCGGGUUUCUUAAUAAAACAAUUGUUUUGAUUAAAGCCGACGUUUCGAGCAUUUAUUUGCUCAUCUUCAGGGCAAAAUCGUUAAACUGUUUAGAUGUGCUCGGGUGAAAGCUGUUGUAAUGUUGUUAGCCGUUCGUUUCAUGUUUGUUCAAAUCCACUUGACUUAAAAGCAAUUAACGAUUUUGCCCUGAAGAUGAGCAAAUAAAUGCUCGAAACGUCGGCUUUAAUCAAAACAAUUGUUUUAUUAAGAAACCCGAGGACCGAUAAUACGCCAAGAAAUCUUGAAAAGCAGUCCCGACGGUCGAUAUCCCACCAAAUACUUCGCAAGUUCCAAAGGAGGCGACGGAGCAUUUUUCAUUUCCUCUUGUUUAUGCGCCGCUGACGAAUGAAUUGUGUUGGCCCAUAACAACCAGGAACUGUGAUGGCCUUCCAGUUCAGGAUGGUUGUUCUUCAACUCUUUUGCUAGAGCUGCAUCAUCCCGCGUCGAAUGAGCUCCCGAACGAUCUGGAUUGUUGGGUGCAAUUAACUGUUUGAGGACCAUUUGGUGUUGAGGGUUGGUUUCAACAUUUACCGAAUAUGCAUGAAUGAACAUUUUGAUUUGCUUGCCUCUCCAUGAAGUGAGCAAUCGAGGAGUGACUUCAGAAAUAGUGUAGGCCUUCCUUUUCAUUUGAUCUUGCAUCGUGACGAACUUCUCAAUAUCUUCUUGGUCCGGGACUUGCUUUUCAGCCCACUUUGGUCCAUCAUCAUCAAAAUUGAUUUGUCUCGAUACAUGCGCUACAGACAACUUCCAAAUGCAUUUAAUUACGUCCUCAACAGAAUCUCCAAAAACAUUCUUAGUUCCCACUUCUCUUGGGCGCAUCUGACCUCGAUAAAGCCGACGGAACAUUGUUGCUUUGAAAAAG